Molecule: messenger RNA, 4011 nt
Organism: Besnoitia besnoiti
Lineage: Eukaryota; Apicomplexa; Conoidasida; Eucoccidiorida; Sarcocystidae
Product: GCC2 and GCC3 domain-containing protein
Exons: 17
Coding region: 1-4011 (1336 amino acids)
Source: RefSeq, a predicted model, not a curated record
AUGUCGAUUUAUGGGUUUGGUGUGCGUGCCUACAUCCAUGAAGCAUCCAUCCGCAGAAUCCCAGCAGGUGUUUCCAGAGGCCUUUUUCGCUCCAGGGGUAACCACGGGACUUUGACUCAUCCCCUUGCGCCUGUUGAACAUGUGAUAUUUGAGAAACUGAUUGAUUUCGGAAAGACGCUUAAGUGCCUUGUGGACGAAGAGCUAAAGUCGUUCGAACAGGCCUGUGCCGCCAUGCCGCAGACGCUGGAACGCAUUCUGAAGAAGACGCGGCAGACGCUGCUCCUGCUGCCGGGCGAGCAAAUGUGGGCUUUGUCGCCCGACCAGCAAAAACUGCUGCGCACGCUCGCCAGCGUCUUCACUGGAGCCGACGACCCGAUUGCUGCAGACGAGGCCCUGGCGAACGCACUCGCGCCCCAAGCCCUUGAGAGACCACAGACCACGAAGCCUGGCGACUUACUUGAUUACUUUCUCACGUGCAUCGACAGCGCUGGCGUCGCGGUAUUCGACGCGUUGGACACCCUCUGGCUUUCCGCGCCGCAGCACGGCGAGGAUUCGGUCGCGGAUCGCGUGAUUGCAAAGUUGGAGGCACUUCUGAGCGACGCCGACUCCUUCGACGAGAGCGGAGACACGUUGUUCGUCUUGUACGACACGCUGUUUGCGGAGCGUCUGUAUCAAGAAGAGCGGCUCGAGGGCGAGUGCCACCGCCUGCAGGCGCUGUUUGCAGGGCCGCACCAGAAGCUCCGCGACACAGUCCAGACUCUCGGCGUGCUCCCGGCCAAGCAUGCCGAAGCAUGGUUCGACCUGAGGGACCUCCAGCUCAGGGGCCUUCUUGACUUUGAGGCGGAUGCGGUUCGAAAGAUCGUCUUGGCCGCAGUCAGUGGCGUGAAGAGCGGGAAAGCGGUGAUCGACGACAACAUGCUGACAACGACCGUCGAAAUGGACCAGUUGGACAGUCGCGCGUUUUUGUCUGCGCUUUUGGCGUCGUCUCGUAAGAGUCUCUCCGAAGAAAUUCGGCUCGAGCGGGAUGCCUUCGUGAAAAAGAUGCGACAGCUCCUGAAGAGCCAGGAAGCGGCUUUCAAAGAGUUGCUGACUGAGCAGGAGGGCGCCUACAGGGCGGCAGCUGACGCGCGAAGAAGCGCAUGCAAAGCACUCCUGCAAACCAAGCACGCCGAGGAGAAAUUGAGACUUUCGCGCUGGAGCGCGGCCUUGGUCAAGGCAGUCAGGGAGGCGGGAGAACUGCAGGCGCGUACCCAUUCCGAGGCAAAAGGAAACGCGGAGGGAAGACAACACCGAAUCAGCGGAACGGCGCGGGCUGUGACAGAUUGCAUCACCCGCGCCCUCGAACAGCGAUCCCAAAUGGAGGCAGACAGGGCGAGGCUCGAGAAUCAGAUGGCGGAAGCCGCGUACAAAAGCUCUGUUGAUAUACACGUCGCCCAGCUUGACUUCCUGGGUGAGCACGCGGAACUCGAGCUGAAGCAGAUGGAGGCCUUCCUCCUCGAGGACAUUGAAGUGCACGGAGACAUUGCGGUCGAGCUAGGCCAGAAGUGCCUCGAAGCCGCCGUGAUGGCCAGCGCCGCGGGCGCCAGGCGCAAACCGGCAGGGGAGGAAUCUGGGAAGAAGCAGGCACACGGAGACGCCGCCGAACCGCACUGCGACGGCUGGAACCAGGCAGCCAUAGCGAUGGCGCUCCAGGCUGUGCAGGCCAAACUCGAGAAGAACCGCGCGUCUAGGCGUCAUCAUAAAGACCAACUCGUGUCCAAGACGAGAGCAGCAUCGGAUGCGCUCACGGUCUGUGUAUCAACCAAGCACGACAUGCUCACGCAAGCCAUGGAGGAGCUCCAGGGACGCACCUUCAGGCUCGUCCUCAGUGAGCUUGAGACCCGAGACGACGUGUGGAAGACAGCCCUUUCUGCGGCGGGCAGAUCCGCGGUUUACGACGAAGGGAGGAAAGGAGCGGAAGAGGAGUUGCUGCGACGCACGGAAAUUCAAAAAACGGCGGAUGCCGAAUGGGACCUUGAGAAGGCGCAGCUUCUCCAGGAGUUCCUCGAAAAGAGCUCGCAGUCGCGGCUGCGGACUGUCACACGGCUCCGGCAGGCCCUGUUGCAGACGCGGCUGAAGGCGUGGGAGCGCAUGGCCGUCGGCGGCGGCUUUCUAGACGAAGGCCGUGCGCUCGAGUGCUGGCGCGACGUGAUGGAUCCCAGCACACACCAAGACGACGGCCUCGUAGCCAUUCGCGAACAGCGGCGGCACGCCGCGGAGAGGUACGCCACGCGAGUCCGCAAGAUGUCGACGCGCGAGGAGAAACGCCGAGCUCUCCAGAGGGACGCCCUCUUGCAGGCGGCGUUCCUUGUGACUCAGCCUCGAAGUGUGACCGGGAAGGGGACGAGCAUGGCGGGCGGCGCGCUGCAGAGCGCAGCAGAGAUGCUCGCUCAGAAGAAACUCGAAGACGAACUCUUGCAGAAGCGGCGAGUCCUGCAAGAGGACCUCAGGCGCGACUUAAACGCAAUUGAUGAAUCGCUUAGGCUCCUGGAUCAACCCGGCAAGUGGUGUGGCCCACAAGCCUCCGACACAGAUUUCGGCGAGGAGACGGCGGACUGCGCCUCAGCGAAUGGACACAAGGACGACGCUCCAAGUCGGAUCGCGCAGGCGCGCGAGCAGCGCCGCAAACACCUUCAAACUCGACGAGUGCAGGCUGUCCAGGACUUCAAGAAGCUCGAGAAAAAUCUUGAGUGGGAGUGCCGCGCACGCACAGUGGAGGUCCGUCAUGAGAUCCUUCAGAAAAUCACAGACUUCGCAAACGAAGUGGAGACCAGCGCCCACCAGCUUGACAACAUUGCCGCUGAAAUCGCCAAGGACCUGACGAUCAAGUACGAGGAGGAACUCAGGCAGCUCAGGCAGGUGACUGCUGCAACUUCUCCUCGGCCUCCCAAGGCCCAGAGCUCACGUGGUGACAUCGUCGUCGAGCAAGGGGAGUCUAGCGCCCUCAGCCCGCCCGAGAUUGACAUCGAGCAGCAGGCGCGACAGCUGGCCAUGACGCGCUGUCAGCGUUUAAUUCUCCGUCUGAAGCGGCUAGAGGAAAAGGGCAGCAAAAUGGCGCGGAGUCUUUCCGAGGAAGCCUCUGCAGAACUUCGGCGCUUGCAGGAAAAACAGAGAGACUGCGAAGCCGAGAAGCGCGUGCAACUUGAGCGGGAGCUCGCAGAGCACGAGAAGGAGAAGGAUGAAGCGGAACGGCGGUUGGCCGAGUCCCUGGAGCUUCUUCACCGAGAAUGGGAAGAUCGGCUGGAGAGGGAAGAAGAGGAGGGCCGCGCCCGACUGCGGGCGCUUCAGGAUAAUGCGCGGCGGGAGGCAGGGCGGAAGCUAGACGACCAAAACCUCGGGCGAAUGAAACAAGAAAUCUUCGAGAUGCACCGCACAGACGCCGCCCGAUUCGACGAGGCACUAGGCGCUGAGUACUGGAAACAAAUGAACGGCUUGAAGGAGCGCCUGCGGGCGAAGAUGCUCGCCAGAAAGCGGCGCAUGAUUUCCGCCGCACAGGAACAGCUGACUCUCCAGGGCAAUCGGCUGAGGGAGGCUAAGAGUGCGUUUGUCGCGAAGCAAGAGGCUGUUAGCUUCUACACGCCUGACCGCCAGCGCGAGGUCGUGCUGCGGGUUGGGCGCGCCUGGCGAGAUGAAGCCAGUCGCCGCGCCGCACAAAGAGAGGCUCAGCUCGACGCAGAAAGAGCGACGGCUCAAGAAGACCCUCUCCCCGCUGACGUGCCUCCGCUGCAGAAGCUCUCCACCUCAACACUCGACAAGCGUCUAGCAAUGCUGCGACAGGCUAUAGAAAAAACAAUCGCGGAGAUUCACGGCACUGUAGAGUCUGUGACCAACGCGGGCUGCCGCCGAAGCACUGCCCGACGCGCAACUGUCAAGGAAUUCGACACACUCGACGAGGCAACAAACCAAAUCAGCCAACUCCUUGGAACGCUAGCGAAGCUCAACGGGGUCUAUUCAUCGCUAGCCCAUCACUGA